Amphiprion ocellaris (clown anemonefish) is the source of this 2524-nucleotide messenger RNA. RefSeq names its product v-ral simian leukemia viral oncogene homolog Ba (ras related) (gene ralba). Gene Ontology annotation, molecular function: GDP binding; GTP binding; GTPase activity. Gene Ontology annotation, biological process: Ras protein signal transduction. The transcript has 5 exons. Gene Ontology annotation, cellular component: plasma membrane. The record is from RefSeq and is a predicted model, not a curated record. Bases 297 to 920 code for a protein of 207 amino acids. NCBI's taxonomy places the organism in Eukaryota, Metazoa, Chordata, Actinopteri, Pomacentridae.
GUAUUUGGAGAGCCAAUGCCUCGGUUUGCGCUGUUAAUGCAGUCAGCAAGAUAGCAUCAACCAAGAGCAGAAAUACGAAUCCUGCUUUGGUAAGGUUUCACAACUUUCCUAUUGACGUGGAUAAAGUGUGUGUUUCUUCACAGGGCCUUUAGACAGAAGCAGUAGCGGUACCACACCUGUUUUAAGGAAGGCUGAGCGACCAGUGGACCCAGAGAGGGACCGCUUAACGUUUUGUCAGUGUGUGUUUGUGCGCAUGUGUUUGAGUGUGUAAGAAAGAUACAAAGAAGAAUCCAGUCAUGGCUACCGGUAAAAGUAAAAACCAGAGCUCUCUGGCGCUGCACAAGGUGAUAAUGGUGGGAAGUGGAGGCGUGGGGAAAUCUGCCCUCACCCUGCAGUUCAUGUAUGAUGAGUUUGUGGAAGACUAUGAGCCAACCAAGGCAGACAGCUACAGAAAGAAGGUGGUUCUGGAUGGAGAGGAGGUCCAGAUCGACAUCCUAGACACAGCUGGCCAGGAAGAUUAUGCUGCUAUCAGGGACAACUAUUUUCGCAGUGGCGAGGGCUUCCUGCUGGUCUUCUCCAUUACAGAGCAUGAGUCCUUCACUGCCACUGCUGAGUUCAGGGAGCAGAUCUUGCGGGUGAAGGCAGAAGAGGACAAGAUACCUCUCCUGCUGGUGGGGAACAAGUCAGACCUGGAGGAGCGUCGGCAGGUGUCUGUGGAUGAGGCCCGUGGGAAGGCCGAGGAGUGGGGCGUCCAGUAUGUAGAGACAUCAGCCAAAACUAGAGCUAACGUCGACAAGGUGUUCUUUGACCUGAUGCGUGAAGUACGAGGCAAGAAAAUGUCAGAAAACAAAGACAAAAAUGGAAAAGGAAAGAACAAGAAGAACAAGAAGACUUUCAGAGAGAGAUGCUGUUUACUUUGAACUCUUCAUGGACCUUAACAAGCCACAAUACAAGUGUAAUGCUGGGGAACAAAGCAGAGCGUCUUUGCCAUUGUCAUUUGGAUGAAAUUUGAUUAGACUUUUUAAUAGCUUGUUAUAGUUUAGUGUUUAGAACAAUCUCAACCACUUUGUUGCCAGUUUUAAUUAAUGAAACCGGAUUUAGUUUUUGUCUCAUUGGAAGAUGACCACUGUUGUGACUGUGACUUGGACUGCAGUGCUUGAUGGCUCACAGUAAGCCAGUGACCAAACUGCCACUGACACUAACUCUGCUGCUCAAGACAUUCUCCACUGUUUAACUCAGCGAUUGUACUGCCUUCGACUUUGGUUCAGUGUGUUUUUGUCAAGUAAACAGUGCCCUUAACUUCUGUACCGACUCUAAAUCUUAACCCGCAUAUUUUUUUGCCAGAGUGGUCACCACUUGACUCUGUGUUCAUCAAUUUACAAGGAAUUCUAAUGCUGCUGUCUGUCAUAUGUGAAUCAUUAAUGAUGACACUUACUGUCCUGUCUGUUUAACAUGUUGGCCUCUUCCAUUGAUCUCUCCAGACUCUUGUCUCGGCAACAUCACAACGUGUUUGGAAUGGCAUUUUCAAAUAUUUUCAGUUUUGAGCCCUCAAGGCAGCAUUUUUUUUCUCCCCAUUUUUCACAUUGAUUCAUACAGUGCUCUGCAAUCAGAAGUGUUGUUGCCAAACAGGGUCGUUUUAUUUGAUUGUCAGAUUUAUCAGCCUUGACAUGAUUACCACAAAUUAAUCAAAUGACGAUUUGCAGUUUUUCAUGACAAAAGCUGCAAAAUGAAAUGUCUGGUGACUGAAAAUCCCCACAUUUCUGUUGAAGUCAUUUUUCACUUCUUCCUGAAGUCACAGAGCAUCAUGUAGAUAUUUUUAACAUAUUUUAGGAAUUUUGAGGCUGUGAAGAAAAACGGAAUCUGGUUACUAGUUUACUUUUGUUUUCAGAGUUACUAAGAGAAGAAAGGCAACCUGUUGUUCUUAAUGGUGCUCUGUCAUAUUUGUGUAAUCCAGACUUUUCCAACCUCCUCACUGUGCAGAUUCCUUCCUGUUUUACAGUAAUGUUCAAGCCUUUGUUGGCUCUGUGCUGUGAGACAGGUGUUGACAAUCCAGGAGGCCAUCCUGCUUCUGCAUCAUAAUCAGUAACUUCAUAUUAAUCCUAAUAUUUUAAUGUUCCUUUUUUCCUUGAUCUUUUAAAUAACAUGCACUACAUUGCCAAUACCUAAGAAGCAGACUUCAUGCUGAGUGGAGUCUCGCUGGAGAUUUUUAAGCAGUCUGUGCCAACAAAAUCACAAAAAAAAAUCAAACUAUGUUUGUGGAUGUACAGUAUGUAUGUUGAUUAACAGAGUGUAUGUACAUUUAUCAGAAAACCCUUCUACCUUACUGUCUUUGAGUGAAGCGUUGAUGAGGGUGCCAGUUUCUUAACUGUUUAAACAAGUGCUACGGUAAAUGAGAUGUUUCCGCCACUGCCUAAACCAUUCUGUGUAACAUGCCCCCCAUUUUCCUUUAUUGCCUACUACUGUGAGUAUGCUUCUAUCUCUCUGCAGCAAGACUGUUGCUGAAUAAAUGCUGUUUUCUUUGUAA